Messenger RNA from Closterium sp. NIES-67, 2180 nucleotides. The record is from the annotation of a GenBank genome assembly. NCBI's taxonomy places the organism in Eukaryota, Viridiplantae, Streptophyta, Zygnematophyceae, Desmidiales, Closteriaceae.
UACAGCAAGAUGCCCAUUUCCGCCAAGUUUGUGUCAGCGCCUUUCGCCCUGAGGCCUGAAGAACGACGUGGACUGGAAAGAGUGCCACCACAGCAGCCGGCAGAGUCCCGCGCUUCUCGCCGGGACGUCCGCGGGCGUUGCGCUUUGUGGCGGAAACAUCAGGCGCGCGGGGGACACGUGGCAGCAGUCUGCUGCGCUCCGCGCAGAUGCGCGAAUGCCUGCCGCGUGGCCGGAGCUGAUUCGUCGUCUGGUAACCGCAGUGGCGGUUCCGUUACAGCUGAUGGUUACCGCACUGGCGCCGUCGCUGCACACGCUGUGCAAGCAGGAGACGGGCCGUGCACGGAGGUCGGAUGUGACAUUAUCGAACGGAUUGCAGAGCUGAUUCGGCGCACGCAUUCCCCUGAGCGUGCCACGGGGCCAGCAGGUGAAGGAGGCCGAACCGAGGCAGUGGGGGGGAACGAUGUGGCGAGUGGGGGCACAGCGGUACAAGGGGAGGGGGGAGCAGAGGGGGCGAGAGCAGCGGGGGGAGCAAGCGCCCCAGCACAUGCGAUGAGAGGGGAGGAGCCAUUGCGGGUGUUGCAGCCGCUGCUGGCUCUGGACGCAGGGCGGUGGGUGAAGCUCAUCUGCGGGGCCAGCUUCGAGGACGUGGCGGAUGUGCGCAACCUUGCCUUCGUCUACACGCUCGCAGGAGUGGACUGCAUAGACUGUGCGGCAGAGCCAGCAGUGGUGGCAGCAGCAGCGGAGGGGAUAGAUGCAGCCAUGGCGUGGGCGGCAGGGGAGGGGAGGGGCGGCGGUGAAUGGGGGGAGAUGGGAAGGCGGCCGUGGGUGAUGGUCAGUGUGAGCGAUGGGCGGGACCCACACUUCAGGAAAGCAGUCUUUGACGCGUCUCUCUGUCCGCCUGCCUGCCCUCGCCCCUGUGAGCGAGUCUGCCCCGCCGCUGCCAUCCGCUUCCAUGCUGCUGCUGCCACCAGCGAUGCUGCAACAAGCACGGGUAGCAGUGCAGACAGUGUGGGCGGCGUGAUUGCGGAUCGCUGCUAUGGGUGUGGGCGGUGCAUCCCUGUGUGCCCCUUUGGCAUCAUCUCGGCAGAGGAGCACCAGCGAACACACGAAGACACGCUGACGCUCUUGGGCGGCGGGCUUGUGGAUGCUAUAGAGAUUCACACUCUGCCAGGGCACGUGGAAGCGUUCAAUGCCUUGUGGGCCUCGAUUGGUGAAGCAGCCGGCUCGCUGAAGCUAGUAGCUGUGAGUCUGCCUGACCUGGGUGGCGCCAUGCACCAUGCCAUGCAUGCCAUGUACCGCACCAUGCACCCACACCUCUCGGCCGCUAACCUAUGGCAGUUGGACGGCCGGCCCAUGAGUGGGGACAUAGGCGCCGGGGCAACACGUGCCACAAUCCGACUGGCUGCCAGAGUGGCUGCUUUUGAGGAUAGGCCGCCAGGUUACCUACAGAUCGCAGGCGGAACCAACAGUCACACUUUCACCUCGUUACAAGAUCAUGGAAUGCUGCCUUCUGCUUCUUCUGGUGAGUUCAGCACCCCACUCUGCUGCAGUGCUGCCCGUAUUAUUGUCGCCCCUGUUGAUCCUCCACUGCAGUCAGCAUGGCCUCACCCUAUUCAGCUCUAUUGGUGCCAUUCCUGCUUGCUCAUGCGUCACCACCCAUGCUCCUCAUGCGUCUCAUAGCGCCGAUGAUGUUCUCUCCUGCACCUAUCUCUCACCAUUCAUGCUUUCACAACACUGAAAUGUAAUGAAUCAGAAUGUCGUUGGGAGUGCUUUCUAACCCAGCUGUUCUUUGAAGCGCUCUCAGGCAACAUCAUUGAUCCACGCUAACCGAGCACUUUUCUAUCUCACAGAUCACAGGCUUGCAGUUGCAGGUGUGGCCUUUGGCGGUCAUGCACGCAAGCCACGAUGAUUGCGUUACACGCCCUUUGUCAGAUCCUGGCUCCAGUCCUUGGCCGUCUUGAUGCGGCACAUUCCAUUGGCACAAACGAGGCUGCUACGCCAACACCACGCAUGGCCACGUCACAGUCUCCGUCGCACGUUGAGAGCCAGCUGCCUCUUCUGCUCGAGGCAUUGGAGCUUGCAUGUGCCUUGGUUCAUCCGUACAAAUCACGUCUUCCAACGUAGUAUACUUUUACUCAUGAAAGAGACAAUUUGAGCCUUUCCUCCAAUUUCGCUUCAAU